AUGGUGAGUAAUGGUCCGUAUCCAUACAAUAUUUUUGGACCGCAGCCAUCGUUCGCAUAUUCUUCGACACCUGUUUUCCCGGGAUAUCUGAAUCCAUCAGCUACUACUACAACUAAUGAUCAAAAUCGUAAAGCGACAGGACGACGAGAACGUACAACAUUUAAUCCUAUGCAGCUCUCUUAUCUCGAAUCAGUGUUUAAGCAAACCCAUUAUCCGGAUGUUUAUCAUCGUGAACAAAUCGCAGAAAAAAUUGGACUUCAGGAAUCUCGAAUUCAGGUGUGGUUCAAAAAUCGCCGAGCAAAAGAUCGACAACAAAAACGGAUGAUGCAAGUACGGCACAAUCAUGAUCGAUGUAGCAGCCAUACAGAAACGCCUCCACCAGAACCGAACAAAGGUGAAUCAAGUGCACAGAAAAGUAUUUCACCAUUGGUAAUCCCUGGUACUGCGGAAUUUAAUCGGAAAACUGGAAAUAGUUCAGAAAAUACCGUCAAGGAAGAGUAUCCGUUGAGAGCAGUAUACCCGACACAUGCAGCAAAUUUAGCCGGUUGGUCAUCGGCGUAUUCAUUAGGUGCUCAAUCUGCAACUGCAUACAUGCCUGGUGCGAGUCAUACACAUGCUGCAUGCGGAUUUAGUUUAAGCAGUACCGGCGCACCUUCUUACUAUCCAUAUCAGGGUGAUAUUUACAAUCCUUAUGCUCAAAGUAAUGCUACUGCAACCCCGUAUUCGUAUCCACAAAUGUUCAAUCCACUCAAUAAUGAUUUACAAAGGCCUGGCAGUUGA
This is a messenger RNA of Loa loa (African eye worm), 780 nucleotides long. Its product is annotated as homeobox domain-containing protein. Gene Ontology annotation, cellular component: nucleus. Lineage: Eukaryota; Metazoa; Nematoda; Chromadorea; Rhabditida; Onchocercidae. Gene Ontology annotation, molecular function: DNA-binding transcription factor activity, RNA polymerase II-specific; RNA polymerase II cis-regulatory region sequence-specific DNA binding. The record is from RefSeq and is a predicted model, not a curated record. The transcript has 5 exons. Bases 1 to 780 code for a protein of 259 amino acids. Gene Ontology annotation, biological process: regulation of transcription by RNA polymerase II.